Vicia villosa (hairy vetch) is the source of this 1071-nucleotide messenger RNA. RefSeq lists its product as uncharacterized. Bases 1 to 1071 code for a protein of 356 amino acids. The transcript has a single exon. NCBI's taxonomy places the organism in Eukaryota, Viridiplantae, Streptophyta, Magnoliopsida, Fabales, Fabaceae. The record is from RefSeq and is a predicted model, not a curated record.
AUGACAGAUGAAUUGACCCACAGUUUUUGGAGAUCCUCCGAUAUUGGAUUCUCUUAUUCUAAUUUGGUAGGAAGAUCGGGGGGAAUCAUUACCUUAUGGAGGAAGGAUAGGAUGGAGGUCUUAUACAGUUUCAAGGGUGAAGGCUUUUUGGGUUUAAAGGUGAGAUGGAUGGAGAACACUUAUUACAUAGUUAACAUUUAUUCUUCUUGUGAUUUGUCCAAGAAGAAAUCUUUAUGGGCGGAUUUGCUUGCUUUGAGGUCGAAGAAGGGCGAUGGCGAAUGGAUUUUGGGAGGUGACUUUAACGCAAUCAAGAAUGGGAGGGAGAGGAAAGGAAGGGCGGUCAUGAGCAAUAAUAGAGAACACGAGCUUUUUAAAGAGUUUAUUGAUUUGAGUGGUUUGGUGGAUGUUCCGUGUAAAGAGAAAAAUUUUUCUUGGUUUAGCGGCGAUGGUAAAUCGAAGAGUCAGAUUGAUCGUUUUCUUCUUUCAAGCACGGUGGUAGAAAGGUGGGACGUUAUUGGUCAAAUGAUUGGGGAUAGAGACAUCUCGGAUCAAUGCCCGAUUUGGAUCAUGUUGGAUAACAAAAAUUGGGGACCAAAACCAUUUAAAUUCAACAAUGAGUGGUUUUCGUCGGAGGCUUUCAUUCCGUUUGUAAUGAAGGAGUGGAAUAGCUUUGAUGUUAAAGGUAGAGGUGAUUUCAUUUUGAAGGAGAAAUUAAGACUUUUCAAAGAGGUUCUUAAGAGGUGGAAUAAGGAGGUGUUUGGUAAGAUCGAUUUGGAGGUUGAAGAUGUUGUUCACGAAAUCAACGACGUUGAUGAAAGGUUACAUUUUAACUCUUUACCAUUCUCGUUCGAUGAAGAUGUGAUCCGUAGGAAAGAAGCUUCUUGUAGCUUUUGGAAGAAUCUUAGGAUUAAAGAAAAUAUGCUUUUGCAAAGAUCUCGUUUGAGUUGGCUUAAGGAAGGUGAUUCGAAUAGUGGUUUUUUUUCACAAAGUUAUGAAACAAAGAAGAAGAAGCAAUCAUAUUGGCCCGAUUUUUUCUUCGAGAGGUUUGGUGGAAACGGUAGAAGAUGUUAG